UCUGUUAUCCAGGAGUGCUUUCAUGUGAUAACCGGAGGACCAGAAGCUACACAACAGUUACUCAGAGAAAAGUUUGACUAUAUCUUCUUCACGGGUUCGACACAAAUCGGGCGACUCGUUAACGAGGCGGCGGCCAAACAUCUGACACCUAUCACAUUGGAGUUGGGCGGCAAGAGUCCCCUAUAUAUCGACGAUUCGGUGCCCAAUAUGGAGAUGGCGUGGAGACGGAUCUUAUGGGGAAAACUGAUAAACGCCGGCCAGACGUGUGUCGCACCCGACUAUGUCUUGUGUUCGCCUAAAGUGCAGAAAACUCUUAUAGAAAGUGCGGCGAAGAUUGUCAAAGAGUUUUACGGCGAGGAACCGAAGAACUCUCAAGACUUCGCACGAAUUGUCAAUAAAAGACAUUUCGAGAGAAUCACGAAAUUAAUGGCCGGCGGAGGGAAGGCUGUGAUCGGCGGACAGACUGACAGCUCCGAGAACUACAUCGCACCCACCGUUUUGGUCGAUGUCUCGCCUAAUGAUCCC
Oppiella nova is the source of this 525-nucleotide messenger RNA. The record is from the annotation of a GenBank genome assembly. Lineage: Eukaryota; Metazoa; Arthropoda; Arachnida; Sarcoptiformes; Oppiidae.